CGGCCUUAAAACGUGUAAAGGCCAUUAGGUGGUGACAUUUAAUACGGUGGCAGAUGUUUCCUCUCUUUCCGGCUGUCGCCUUCAUUUAUGAUAAGUGAUAAGUACGAAAGGAUGGUAUAGAAAUGAUGGGAGUAGUCGUCUUGCGUUAUACGCUUUGUGUGUAUGAUUCAUGGUAGAUAGUGAUUUUCGGAGUUCUCACACCUGUUCAAACAAUAUUUAUUAAUAGAAAUACGAUUCUCUCGAAAACAAACAAUCUUCUCGAUAUUUCCUGAAAGUAUCUCUUACUGAUACUUUUGUAUACACAUCUUUUCAUGGAGAUAACACCAAGUGACAACUGAUAGAAUGGAUGUUCUGAACAAGCUUCGAAACACAGUCAGCAAUACUAUCAGCAAUACCGUGCAGAACACGGCGUACGGCUUAUCACAGCUGUCAAGUGUUCUACCCGGCAAUCCUGUAACCAGGGAAUUUGAAGCGAUUGCUCAUGUGGCGAGCGCUGGACCAGGAUUACUGUGGAAGGUCUACAGUGGUUUCAAAAAGUCCACCAAGCAAGAGGCUGCAAUAUUUGUGUUUGAAAAACGUAUGCUAGAGAAAUGGUCUGCGAAAGCAGAUCGCGAGCUUGUAUUGGAGACUUUGAAGCGAGGUGUAAUGCAGUUGACAAAAUUGAGGCAUCCGCAGGUUUUGAUUGUGCAACAUCCUUUGGAGGAAUCAAGGGACAGUCUUGCAUUUGCGACUGAACCAGUAUUUGCUAGUCUGGCUAAUGUAUUAGGUAAUUAUGAGAACAUAUCUCAACUGACUCCAGCAAACCUGAAAGAUUACAAACUGCACGACAUAGAGAUACGCUAUGGAUUGCUGCAAGUGGGAGAAGGCUUGGCAUUUUUACACAGUGAUGUAAAAUUACUGCAUAGGAAUUUGUGUCCAGAAUCAAUUGUUAUGAAUGUUCAUGGAGCAUGGAAGAUAUUUGGCUUUGACUUCUGUGUCUUAAAUCAAAAUUCAGACAGUAAACAGCCAUCGUGGCCAUAUCUGGAAUAUGAUCCCACACUCCCAGCUGUAGUGCAACCUCAGUUAAAUUACCAAGCACCUGAAUGUAUAUUAGCGAGCAGCAACGGACCGUCGAGUGAUAUUUUUUCACUGGGCAUGCUGAUAUAUACAAUACAUUCUUCAGGACAUCAGCCACUUAAUGACUCUCACAAUGACUUGGGAAAGUGUCGACGUUUUCUAGAAAAUUUUAAAAGAUCCAACAUUUCAGCAAAGCUGCUUCCAAUUCCCGAGACUUUGAGAGAUACUGUAAAGCUCAUGUUAAGUCAUAGCCCAGAAUUAAGAUUGGAUGCUCAUCAAUUCAUCAAGAUCGAAUAUUUCGCAGACAUCGGUGUUAAGACAUUAAAUUACUUAGAUAAAUUAUUCCAAUGGGAUAAUCUGCAAAAAUCGCAGUUUUACAAAGGUCUUCCACAGUUGAUGAAGCAAUUGCCACAUAGAGUGAUAUUGCAUAGAGUACUACCCGCACUUUAUAAGGAACUAGUGAAUCCUUCUAUGAUACCAUUUGUAUUGCCGAGCAUAUUGCAAGUGAUGGAAGUUACUGAGGUAGAAGAAUUCCGCGAGCAUAUCCUUCCUAAUUUGAAACCUGUUCUUGCUUUGGAAGAUCCGCCACAAAUCAGUUUGGUUCUCAUGCAGCAUGUAAAUUUAUUGCUCAAACUAUGCCCCACGGACGUCAUUAAGACCGAUAUAGUGCCUAUGCUAAUGCGUGCUUUGGAAUCCGAGUGGGAACAGCUUCAAGAGCUUUGCCUGUCGGCAUUGCCAAAUAUAGUGACGAUGAUCAAGGGACCAGUAAUAAAAAAUGCCAUACUGCCGCGAAUGAAGAAGAUAUGUUUGUCACCAGACAAAAAACCCACUAGUCUUGGGAUACGCGUUAAUUGCUUGCUGUGUCUUGCAAAAAUGUUGCCGAACUUCGAUCGUUGGCUAGUGUUCGACCAAAUAUUACCGUUUCUGCAGGAAGUUCGUCAUUCUGGCGAACCAGCCAUUUUAAUGGCUAUUAUAGGUAUUUAUAGGAUGUUACUCACUCAUAGCAAGUUGGGUAUGGGCAAAGAAAUACUGGCGACGAAGGUACUACCGUUUUUGUUGCCUCUCUGCAUUGAGCAAAAUCUCAGCAUGUCACAAUACGAAACACUUUCUACGUUGGUCGUCGAUAUGAUAAAUCGAGUGAUCAAUGAACAUCGAGAAGCGUUACGGCAACUGGACGCAGUACGUCGCGAGACGCAACAACUUGAUCAUGCACUCUCUCAAGUCGCCUCGCCCACGUUUAUGCAAAACAAUAGUCUGAGUGAUAUUAAUUUAACAACCGAAGUUUCAUCUUCAAAUGCUACCACCAAAUCUGUAAAUAUUGAAAAUGGAUUAACCAUCGAGGACAAGUUUAGGUUAAUUCAGCAGCAGGAAGCCCAUCAAAGGUUGCAAUCGCAAUCCAUAUUGAUUCCUAAAGCUGUGUCGCAACCUACAAAACCGCAGCCGAAGGAUUUGACCGCAACUCUGCUGAAGAACAAUCUGGAUGAGCUAAAUCUAUCAAUGUCAAAAACAACUAUGUCGCAACCAGAUUACACGGCUAAGAAUAUCGCGGGUUCGUCCUGGAAUAAGAAUAACAAUGUUAUUCAAAUGCAGUCGCAAUUUUUAACAUCUCCGACGCUUAAUUCGCAAACGAUGUCAAAUAGACCGAUAAAUUGGAGUUCCAAUGGAAUAAAUACAACCAUGAACUGGAGUGCACAACAAUCCACGCCGAUGUGGGGCUCAAUCGCUCCUCAAAGCAAUGUGAAUUUUACAACGCAGUCAGAAAUCAGGCCAAAUUUAAAUUUUUCUGGAACGUUACAACCUGGAACAUUACAGCCUUUUAUUUCGCCGACCAACACGCCAACUAACUCGAACAAGCCUGAUAUAUCCACGCAAGAUAUCAUGGAUUUACUUAGUUAAUCUAUAUUUUUUCGAAAUUAACGACGAAGUGAAAAAGGCAGCUUAGGAUGUCGCUGGAAAGUAAAUAUAGUGUUACAGCGAUUGUAAUACAUAUUUCCUCAUUUAGUAUAAUUUCUAACAGCAUAUUAUUCAAGUCGCCGUUAUAUAAGACAUAAAACAAAAAGUAGAUUAUCUUUCAUAUCAGUAUGAAUAAUUGAAGAUUGCUAUACAUAUAUCGAUAAUUAUCAAUAUAUUGAUGGAAAAUAACAUUUUUAUUGUGUACUUUAUACAGAGGCUGUUUCAUAUAUAGAACAAUCCAAUUGAAAAUUUUAAGAAGCAAAGAACUACGUGAAAGGAAAUCUUAUUCUCUGUUUCUUAUUCUCUGUUUCACAUUGAAUUAGUAUGCUCACAUAAUAUUCUUAAAAACAUUUUUCUUUGUAAUAUUUCUUUUUUUUGUUUUAGAUAUUUAAGAAAGGCGCUCGGACUUUAUACGACGCAAUCUUGUAUAGAACUAUGUUUCGCAUGUUUAUAUUUGCGCGUAAUUUCUUAUAAUAAUGUUAUAAAUAAUUGAAAAAGCUUGGGUGCGUAUGUAUGUAUGUAUGUGUGUGCGCGCGCGCGCGCGAGUUGUAACUCUCUUUUCAUUGUAUAUUAUGAGUUUUAAUAUUUAUAAGCUAUCACGUAACAUAUAUAGAGAUAUAUUUAUAAAGACGUCUACAAUCGACAAAAAACCAUUAGAAUUACCUUUCGAGUAAUAUUAAUCUAUAUAUGUCAAAUAUGGAACUAGUUAUAAGUUACUGCGAACAUGAAAUAGUGGCAAUUUCGAAUGUGAUAAUAAGGGAAAAGUCACAGUCUUUUAUAUAGAAGUAUAUGAUUUCAUUGUAAUAAAAGUCGUCGAAAUGAAACAUAGAUUGUGCGAGCAGCGCUGUUGAUAUUGCCUUUAUCAUAACACAACACAAAAGAAUGUUAAUUCAUGUUUUAUUUGGAUGAUUUAUAUAAUUUAUCUCGCCAUACUUUCUCACGUUUCAAUGUAAAUAGUUGCUAGUCGUGGGAUAAGGAAAAUUUUUAUGGAAGAAUUAUUUAAUCUAAGCGUUAGUCAUUUAGAUAAUUUAGAGUCACAUUGGAUUGUCGUACCCAUUCCACACCUUGUGAUUUAUAAUAAUAUAUCAGGUUUUAUUAACAAGCUUAUUACCUACUGACAUUUGUCUUGCUUUUAUCGUAUCAUAGCGUACAAGCUGCAGAAAUAAAACUUAAUUUUAUAAUAUAUUUCUGUAUUACUAUGAGAUAAUAUAUGAAUCGUUAUUUAGGAAUAACGAAUAAACGAAAUAAUACAUUAUAAUUUUAUUUGAGUUUUCGUGCGACGAAAUCUACUUUCAAGUUUUAUUACAAAAUAUUUCUUUUUUAUCGAGAUAAUUGCAUAGUACAUGUAAAAAGUGACAUGUCCAUUUUUAUAAUAUUAUCCUAAAUCUGUUUGUUAUUUAUU
Molecule: messenger RNA, 4411 nt
Organism: Linepithema humile (Argentine ant)
Lineage: Eukaryota; Metazoa; Arthropoda; Insecta; Hymenoptera; Formicidae
Product: SCY1-like protein 2
Biological process (GO): protein phosphorylation
Molecular function (GO): ATP binding; protein kinase activity
Source: RefSeq, a predicted model, not a curated record